Messenger RNA from Aspergillus nidulans FGSC A4, 1329 nucleotides. Its product is annotated as amidase. The transcript has 4 exons. The record is from RefSeq and is a predicted model, not a curated record. The coding region runs from base 1 to 1329 and encodes 442 amino acids. NCBI's taxonomy places the organism in Eukaryota, Fungi, Ascomycota, Eurotiomycetes, Eurotiales, Aspergillaceae.
AUGGAACCAUACAGACUCACAGCCACCCAAUCCCUUCCUCUCAUCCAAGACGCAAAAUUGAGCGUCGAGAACUACGCCCGCUCCCUUCUCUCCCGGAUCGAGUCACGCGAUCCCACCGUGCAAGCAUGGGCAUAUCUAAACCCUGAACAAGUCCUUGAACAAGCCCGUCAAUUGGAUCGAGUGCCCAUCGAUCAGCGAGGCCCAUUACAUGGUGUUCCCAUUGGUGUGAAGGAUGUCAUCUAUACUAAGGACAUGCCAACAGAGCACAACUCCCCUCUCUACAAAGACAGCAACGUCCCCGUCGAUGCAGCCUCUAUCGCAAUCCUUCGCGCUGCAGGGGCACUGAUUUUCGGGAAAACAACAACGACUGAAUUCGCUUCUGUGACAAUCGGUCCCAAGACAAUCAAUCCGCACUCUCUGCCCCCAAAUUCAAUUCGCACGCCCGGCGGUUCAUCCUCUGGCUCUGGCGCCGCAGUCGCAGACUUCCACGUACCCCUUGCCCUGGGAACACAAACAGGUGGGUCAACCAUCCGGCCGGGCUCAUUCAACGGUAUCUACGCGUUUAAACCGACGUGGGGCGCUGUGAGUCGCGAAGGGCAGAAGGUAUACUCGCUCACGCUAGAUACAUUGGGGAUUUUUGCCAGGGGGGUGGGUGAUUUGAAGCUGGUGGCUGGGGUGUUGGGGAUUAAGGAUGAUCAGAAACCCAGGAAGGCUGAGAGUCUCAAAGGGGAGAAGUUUGGGCUUGUCAAAGGUCCGGUUUGGGGUCUUGCGGGACCUGGCACAAUUAAUGCGAUGGAGAAAGCAAGGUGUCUCCUUCAGGCACACGGAGCAAUCGUGGAAGACGUGGAGCUUCCCCCCGAAUUUGACAAUAUGCCAGACUGGCACGCAAAAAUCAUGGCUGCAGAUGGACGAACAACUUUCCUGUCCGAGUACCGGAUGGACAAGAACAAGCUACAGGACUUCUUGGUCAACCAGGUUGAGAAUAUCAACGGGUGGACACAUGCGCAAGAAAUCGCUGCUUUUGAUGGCGUUGCGACGCUUAGACCGGUUAUUGAUGACAUCGCAAAUCGCUACUCUGCGCUGCUGACACCCAGCGUACCCGAUGAAGCGCCUGAGGGGACUCUGAGGACGGGCAGUGCAGCGUUUAAUGGGAUGUGGACGGCGCUCCACACCCCCGUCGUGAAUAUCCCCGGAUUUCAAGGAACCAACGGCAUGCCAAUUGGGUUGUCACUUGUGGCGGCCAGGUUUCAUGACGAGCAUCUUCUUUCCGUGGCAGAGGCUGUAGGGGCGGUUUUUGAGGCAGAGGGGGGAUGGAAGUCAGCUUUGUGA